This is a messenger RNA of Jaculus jaculus (lesser Egyptian jerboa), 1347 nucleotides long. Its product is annotated as tubulin alpha-3 chain. Gene Ontology annotation, cellular component: microtubule; cytoplasm. The coding region runs from base 100 to 1347 and encodes 415 amino acids. The transcript has 4 exons. The record is from RefSeq and is a predicted model, not a curated record. NCBI's taxonomy places the organism in Eukaryota, Metazoa, Chordata, Mammalia, Rodentia, Dipodidae. Gene Ontology annotation, biological process: mitotic cell cycle; microtubule cytoskeleton organization. Gene Ontology annotation, molecular function: structural constituent of cytoskeleton; GTP binding.
GAGUGCAUCUCAAUCCACGUGGGCCAGGCCGGCGUCCAGAUCGGCAACGCCUGCUGGGAACUGUACUGCCUGGAGCAUGGAAUCCAGCCUGAUGGUCAGAUGCCCAGCGACAAGACCAUCGGUGGCGGGGACGACUCGUUCAACACGUUCUUCAGCGAAACCGGGGCUGGCAAGCACGUGCCCAGAGCAGUGUUCGUGGACCUGGAGCCCACGGUGGUCGAUGAAGUUCGCACUGGGACCUACAGGCAGCUCUUCCACCCAGAACAGCUGAUAACAGGGAAGGAAGAUGCUGCCAACAAUUAUGCCAGAGGACAUUACACCAUUGGCAAGGAGAUUGUAGACCUGGUCCUGGACCGGAUCCGCAAACUGGCGGACCUGUGCACGGGACUGCAAGGUUUCCUCAUCUUCCACAGCUUCGGGGGCGGCACGGGCUCCGGCUUCGCGUCUCUGCUCAUGGAGCGCCUCUCGGUCGACUACGGCAAGAAGUCCAAGCUGGAGUUCGCCAUCUACCCUGCCCCGCAGGUGUCCACGGCCGUGGUGGAGCCCUACAACUCCAUCCUGACCACGCACACCACCCUGGAGCACUCGGACUGUGCGUUCAUGGUGGACAACGAGGCCAUCUACGACAUCUGCCGCCGCAACCUGGACAUCGAGCGCCCCACCUACACCAACCUCAACCGCCUGAUCGGGCAGAUCGUGUCCUCCAUCACGGCCUCCCUGAGGUUCGACGGGGCCCUGAACGUGGACCUGACCGAGUUCCAGACCAACCUGGUGCCCUACCCGCGCAUCCACUUCCCGCUGGCCACCUACGCGCCGGUCAUCUCGGCCGAGAAGGCCUACCACGAGCAGCUCUCGGUGGCGGAGAUCACCAACGCCUGCUUCGAGCCCGCCAACCAGAUGGUCAAGUGCGACCCUCGCCACGGCAAGUACAUGGCCUGCUGCAUGCUGUACCGGGGCGACGUGGUCCCCAAAGACGUCAACGCGGCCAUCGCCACCAUCAAGACCAAGCGCACCAUCCAGUUUGUGGACUGGUGCCCGACUGGCUUUAAGGUGGGCAUUAACUACCAGCCCCCCACCGUGGUCCCCGGGGGAGACCUGGCCAAAGUGCAGAGGGCCGUGUGCAUGCUGAGCAAUACCACCGCCAUCGCCGAGGCCUGGGCCCGCCUGGACCACAAGUUCGACCUCAUGUAUGCCAAGCGGGCCUUUGUCCACUGGUACGUGGGAGAGGGCAUGGAGGAGGGAGAGUUCUCCGAAGCCCGCGAGGACCUGGCAGCGCUGGAGAAGGACUACGAAGAGGUGGGCGUGGAUUCUGUGGAAGCGGAGGCCGAGGAAGGGGAAGAGUACUAA